Protopolystoma xenopodis is the source of this 222-nucleotide messenger RNA. The record is from the annotation of a GenBank genome assembly. Lineage: Eukaryota; Metazoa; Platyhelminthes; Monogenea; Polystomatidea; Polystomatidae.
AUGAUCAGGGAAGAUGGUGGAGCAAGAACAUUUCUGAAAUCCAUUUUACUCUUUCUUCUUCAACCCCCUCCCCUUAAAGAAUACACGUGUCUGCAACCUGGUGCACUGGAAAAGAGGUACAGAUGUACAGACAAACGGGCAGUCGGGUACACACACAGACUGGCGCGCGCUAAUCCGGUCUCUGCAAUUGAUUUGCCAGUCGAGCCGGAGUUGCCCGCCUGA